Molecule: messenger RNA, 240 nt
Organism: Pelobates cultripes (western spadefoot toad)
Lineage: Eukaryota; Metazoa; Chordata; Amphibia; Anura; Pelobatidae
Source: the annotation of a GenBank genome assembly
AACAUAUCUGUUGUUGGACCUCCCAGUGGAGAAGCCCUAGCACGUAAGAAAAUUGACCUUACACAUUGCCUUGAUGGCACAGAAGCUAAUAGCAAGGAAGUGGAAGUUUCCUGUACCCCCCAAGACAGAGGACCUACUUGGGAAUUGCACAAGCAAUUGAUACCAGAGACUUCAUAUAAGACCCUCUUCCACACUCUACCGAAAAACAUGGGAACUCUGGCACACAUGGAGAUCUGGUAA